Messenger RNA from Boleophthalmus pectinirostris (great blue-spotted mudskipper), 949 nucleotides. RefSeq names its product claudin-4-like. The transcript has a single exon. Lineage: Eukaryota; Metazoa; Chordata; Actinopteri; Gobiiformes; Gobiidae. Gene Ontology annotation, molecular function: structural molecule activity. The record is from RefSeq and is a predicted model, not a curated record. Gene Ontology annotation, cellular component: plasma membrane; bicellular tight junction. Gene Ontology annotation, biological process: bicellular tight junction assembly; cell adhesion. Bases 56 to 682 code for a protein of 208 amino acids.
UUCUGAAGAACAAACUUUGCUAACACUCUAGGACAUUUUACCACUGAACAAAAAGAUGGUGGCUGCUGGCUUUCAGAUUAUGGGCAUUGCCCUGGCCAUUAUUGGAUGGAUUGGAGUCAUCAUAGUAUGUGCUAUACCUCAAUGGAGAGUGACUGCCUUCGUUGGACAGAACAUAGUGACUGCUCAAACGACAUGGGAGGGCAUCUGGAUGACAUGUGUGGUGCAGAGCACGGGGCAGAUGCAGUGUAAGGUGUAUGACUCCAUGCUGGCUCUGGGGCAGGACCUACAGGCUGCCCGAGCUCUUAUCAUCAUCUCCAUUUUGGUGGGCAUUUUUGGGAUUUUCCUGGCCAUCGCUGGAGGGAAGUGCACCAACUGUGUGGAGGAUGAGGCAGCUAAGGCCAAAGUGUGUGUGGCAGCAGGAGUCAUCUUCAUCAUCAGUGGGAUCCUGUGCCUGGUGCCCGUGUGCUGGACGGCCAACACUGUGGUCAGAGAAUUCUACAACCCCAUGCUGAUGAACUCUCAGAAGAAAGAGCUCGGAGCCGCCCUCUUCAUUGGCUGGGGCGCCUCUGCUCUACUCCUCAUUGGUGGGGGGAUUCUCUGUGCAAACUGCCCUCCCAAGGAUAACUAUAACUCUGCCAAAUACACUGCCUCUCGAGCCACUGCUCCCAAGGACUAUGUGUGAGGAAAAGAAUUCUUUUUUUUACAAAGACUUGAUGUAUAUAGUCUGCUCCUGGAAAUAUUUUAUGUGUACCAUUUUAAUUUCAUCAUUUAUUUGAAACAGUAACACUGCAAAAAAAAAAGGGAAGUGCCACACCCAGAUGUAACUGGAUGGAGAAGGGACUUCAAAUGCAUAGCCUACUAUUGAAAAUGUUUUAUGUCUUUUUCAGUCAUUUAUAUUAUGUCCAUUGUCAGCAAUUUGUGCUGUAAAUAAAUGUUUAAUUGAAAUAUU